UGCAGACGUUGGGCAGGUGCAACACGUUUUUUCCGUAUAAUACUUUACGAUAAUUUGGUCACACUCGUAUAAUUUAAACGGCAAUUUUUCAGUGUAGCCAGCUAUUUCAGUUAUCUAAAAUUUAUUGUGUUUAUUAUUUAUUAUAUCAAAGAAUCUACGUUAAACUGCAUAUAAAAUUUAAGAAACGUUGAUAGCGAAAGCUUUAAAAUGAAGUCGGUGGAAAAUUUGAAGAAUGCAAUUCUGCCUAUUACUUUGCUCAAUUGUAUAUUUUGCAUGGGAGUAUUCGAAAUACCCCUAAAUCGCCCACGAUACUUUCUAAGUGGCUUCUAUGUCAUCUCGAUAAUGAUUGGAUAUUUUGUUAUGUUUUACAAGGGAAUUUAUAUCUUCGAGCAAGCGUACAAGUAUGAGUUUAUAAUAUUUUAUUUUGUCAUCGGGCUCAACACCAUAGUUGCUGUCUUGGCUAUAAUUCUGUUCUGGUUUAAGUCAGAGAUUAUAAACAACAUAAUUAAAAGGAAUAGUGUAGCGGAUAGUACUUUAGAGGCAUUGGGCAUAAAAUCAGAAUAUCAGAAAACCUAUCGAAAUAUGUUAUAUCUUAUGGCUAUCUGGAUGCUAGGCAUGAUAAUGAUAUUCAUUUUGAAUUUAAUCUGGAUGCAUGAUGAUACGGGAUACGGAUUUGCCCUUUAUAGCUGCGUAUGUGUCUGUUUUCCGAUUAUGAUAAAUUCUAUAGUGGACCUCACCUUCGCCUCGCUUAUCAGGUGUCUUCAAAUAAAAUUUCAGAAGACAAACAGUCUAAUCAGCAAUGUAGUGUUCUGUGCAAAUAAAUCAAAUACCUUCAAGAUUCAUAAUAAGCAGCAAAAUACAACUACUGAAUUUGUUAUGGCAAAUUAUAAAAAUCACAAAGACAAAAUAUUACAUCUCAUUCAGACUCUAAGACAUUUACAUUUGGAAAUUACGAGAAUAGGAAAACAAAUUAAUCGUGGUUAUUGUCUGCAACUUUUACUCGAAAUGGCAGUACAUUUUGCAGUAGUAACAGCGACUGUUUAUUGCUUAUAUGGUGUAUUUUCUGGCCAGCUACACGUAAUUGUCAGUAACGAAAAGAUUGUUGCUAUGGUAUUGUGGGCAGGCACAUAUUCAAUUAAAAUUGUAUUAGUAAAUUAUCUUGCCACGAACGUAACAAACGAGGCAUAUAAAACCGGUGAAAUUAUACAAUCCUUUGAAGGGUCCAUUAUCGAUAAUGAUCUGAGAGAAGAGAUCCAUCAGUUUACACAACAGAUAGUGCUUAAUUCAUUACAUUUUACCGCUUUCGGUUUCUUUUCAAUUGAUAAUUCUCUUACUGGCAAGUUUUUUGCCACGGUCACGACAUAUGUUGUUAUUUUAAUACAAAUGAAUACACCCAUCAUAGAUUAUAAUGACGAACAACAUAAUGACAUGUAAAAUAAGAAUUCAAAUGUAUUAAACAAUCUUCUAUUAAUGCUAUUCCAAGAGACAGGAGUUUAC
This is a messenger RNA of Wasmannia auropunctata (little fire ant), 1497 nucleotides long. Its product is annotated as putative gustatory receptor 28b. Gene Ontology annotation, biological process: sensory perception of taste. The record is from RefSeq and is a predicted model, not a curated record. Gene Ontology annotation, cellular component: neuronal cell body; dendrite; membrane. The coding region runs from base 208 to 1434 and encodes 408 amino acids. The transcript has 8 exons. Lineage: Eukaryota; Metazoa; Arthropoda; Insecta; Hymenoptera; Formicidae.